AGUUCACAAGAAGGCUUGAGAGCAGUGAUCCCAAUCAUCGCAUCACAGUGGCGUCUUUUCUUGAGCAGGUGGAUACACUGGCUAAUAAUUUGAAGGAAGAGAACUUAGACCAGCUGCUUCAAUGCCGAGUCCUGCCCUAUGGUAGAGGGAAUAGUUCUCGGCCUGUUGCGGGCAUCUUGUGAAGGUGACUGGGAUUUACAUCUCCAUUUCAUGCGAAUGAUGAUCCCUUGGUGUUUUGCCUAUGACAAGGUGAACUAUUCACGAUACCUGACUCCUUCCUUUACUCAGAUGACAAAUCUCGGUGACAAAAAUCCUGAAGUACAGAAGGCAUUCAAGGAAGGCAGUUUUUCCGUUCAGUUAGCCAGCAGCAAUCCCUUUGGGAGGAUUCCAGUUGACCAGACAACUGAGGUCACAGUGAACAAAGAUACUCAGAAUCCUGGUGGAACCACACGCUUUAGCUUAAAACCUGCAACUGUUCAGCGCUAUUACGUACCUCACAGCAGAAUACCGAAGUGCAUUUCUUGGGCAGCCAAGAAACAUGGUGAAAGGAUCCAACUCGGAAACGCAGCAUACAGAGCUUCAGUCAUCAAGAAUAAAGAAAGAUGAGCUCGCGGUUUCAUCCAUAGUUGACCUCAUCCAAGGCUGGGUUAAUCCAUUUUCCGAGAGCCAAGAACUGAUUAGCAUUUCAACUGCAAAGAAAGCCCCCAGAGAGAUUGCUACAGACCUGAAAACAGCACACGCGGUUGGUGAAAGAUGUUACGCAAAGUUUAAAGAAAAGAGGAUGGAGAAGACUCCUCAAAUCAGGAAAUUCCAUGAUCCUCUGAAGACCAACAAACUUAAGAUAUUCAGCAACAUGAACAAGAAGAAACAGGUGCAUACCAACGACCGAUCGAUUAUUUUGAAAGCAGACAGGUCCUUGUUUGGAAGAAUCAUAGAUAUUGCACAAGAACGAAGCUUGCAGAUGGAUACCAUCCUUUCACACCCUCUUGGGCCACUUCCCUGGGCCUUGUCAACUCCAGAUGGCCUUCUGAGAAAGACUAACAAGGCCUCUCUGGCAUCACUGUUACAGAAAAAUGUACAGCUCUCUGAGAAAGUCCUUGUAAAUUCUGCUGCAGUUACUGAUGGCAUGUCUCUGGUGCAAGGCUAAAGGAAGAUCAACUGACCUUUUGGUAAUGUCGCUAUGACACUGUCCUGUCUAUGGCAAUGAAAGAAGGGGUGUGGUGCAACAGAAUAGACGUCGUAUUUGACACCUACAAGGAGCUAUCCAUUAAGAACAGUGAGUGGCAACUGCGAGGUGAAGGGUCAGGACACCAGCUUGUUAACAUCACUAGCACACAGAUAGGUAGGCAGUGGAGGAAUUUCCUGACAAGAGUGAGCAAUAAGACGAGUCUUAUCACCUUCAUCAUCAAUAAGUGGAGAAAGGAAGCAUGCAGACAGAAGUUGGAGGAGAAACUGUUGUAUGACAAUGCUGGUGAUACAUGCUACAGAAUCACAGUGGAAGGUAGUGAGGAGGAUUUUAUUAAUGGAGAAGUUUAAUGGAGAAGUUUAAACUCAUAAAGAGAUGUUGCAUUAAUUAUAGGCAGUUUAGAGAACUGUAGUCUUAGUAUAUUAUUGUAACAGUAGCUUUUGUAAUAUAAGGCAACCAUUAUCAAUUUUUCUGUAGCAGGGUAAUUAUCACGUCAUUUUCAGAGGGAAAUUUAGUUUUUUUGCGGCCGCGAUUUGCUUCUACAGCGGCAACCACCAACAGGCUCAUUUCCCAUAGCAAGGAACGGCCUCGCCAUUGUUUACGAUUUGAAGGGAAGAAGGGCUAUUGUUUUGGUAAAGGUAAAGUCUGCAUACAAGCGAAGUGGCCCAUCAGGCUGGAGCUAGGAGUAUUUCUACUCCCCC
Molecule: messenger RNA, 1887 nt
Organism: Orbicella faveolata
Lineage: Eukaryota; Metazoa; Cnidaria; Anthozoa; Scleractinia; Merulinidae
Source: RefSeq, a predicted model, not a curated record